AUGUCCGUGAUUCUUGCAUCAGCUGGCUAUGACCAUACCAUCCGAUUUUGGGAAGCUCUGACAGGGGUAUGCUCGAGAACUAUCCAGCAUGCUGACUCACAGGUGAAUAGGCUGGAAAUUUCGUCAGAUAAACGGUUUUUGGCCGCAGCAGGGCAUUUAAACGUGCGGCUGUAUGACAUCCGCACGACAAAUCCAAAUCCGGUUGCCUCGUUCGAAGGCCAUCGGGGCAACGUAACGUCCAUUGCAUUCCAACAAGAAAAUAAGUGGAUGGUGUCGUCCAGUGAAGACGGCACUAUCAAAGUAUGGGACGUACGUGCGCCAUCGGUUCAACGUAACUAUAAGCAUAACGCCGCUGUCAACGAGGUUCAAAUUCACCCAAACCAAGGAGAACUUAUUUCAUGCGACCAGGACGGCAAUAUUCGAAUCUGGGACUUGGGCGAAAACCAAUGUGUCCAUCAGCUCACUCCAGAAGACGACACGCCUUUGCAGUCACUUUCGGUCGCGAGCGAUGGCUCCAUGCUCGUUGCAGGCAACAACAGGGGCGAUUGCUACGUUUGGCAAAUGCCAAACCAAACGGACAUUACAACACCUAAGCCGGUGACAAAGUUCCGGUCGCAUGCGAAAUACAUAACUCGAGUUUUACUGUCAUCAGACGUGAAACAUCUAGCAACGUGUUCUGCAGACCAUACUGCUCGAGUUUGGUCUAUCGACGAUAACUUCCAGCUAGAGACCACCCUUGACGGACACCAAAGAUGGGUCUGGGAUUGCGCAUUUAGCGCAGAUUCUGCGUAUCUCGUCACAGCAUGCUCCGAUCACUAUGUAAGAUUGUGGGACCUAUCUACAAGGGAGAUUGUUAGACAGUACGGUGGACACCACAAGGGCGCUAUAUGUGUAGCUCUUAAUGACGUAUAA
This is a messenger RNA of Lachancea lanzarotensis, 912 nucleotides long. It is a transcript of the gene LST8, whose product is annotated as LALA0S03e09406g1_1. The record is from RefSeq and is a predicted model, not a curated record. Lineage: Eukaryota; Fungi; Ascomycota; Saccharomycetes; Saccharomycetales; Saccharomycetaceae. Gene Ontology annotation, molecular function: protein binding. Gene Ontology annotation, cellular component: TORC2 complex; TORC1 complex. The coding region runs from base 1 to 912 and encodes 303 amino acids. The transcript has a single exon. Gene Ontology annotation, biological process: TOR signaling; regulation of actin cytoskeleton organization.